AUGACACUGCCAGCCUCAGAGAGGCUGCUGCUGCUGCUGCUGCUGCUGCUGCUGCUACUGUGGGACCUGCAGUGGGAGAGAGGGCCUGAGGAAGGAUUGUCCAGCUUCUGUGGUUGCCCUGCAGUGCCUUCCUCCUUUUCACACACAGAGGCCCAGAUACCUCCAGAGAUGCUGUGGCUGCUGCUGCCUCUGCUGUGGGCAGGGGCUCUGGCUCAGUCUCCAGGAUACACGGUGCAAGUACAGAAGUUGGUGACGGUGCAGGAGGGCCUGUGUGUCUCUGUGCCCUGCAAUGUGUCCUACCCCCAGGGUGGCUGGACUGAGUCUGACCCAGCUUAUGGAUUCUGGUUCCUGGAUGGAGCUAAUGCAAACAACGAUGCCCCGGUGGCCACAAACAAACCAGAUCAUAAAGUGCAGGAGGGGACCCAGGGCCAUUUCUUCCUCCUUGGGGAUCCCAGGAACUACAACUGCUCCUUGGACAUCAGAGACGCCAGGAAGACAGAUGGCGGAUCAUACUUUUUUCGGGUGGAGAGAGGAUCUAUGAAAUUUUCUUUCAAAGAUUACAAGCUCACCGUGCAUGUGACGGCCCUCAACCACACACCUGACAUCCUCAUCCCUGGGAACCUGGAGUCUGGCUGCCCCAUGGACCUGACCUGCUCUGUGCCCUGGGCCUGUGAGCGGGGCACGCCCCUCCUCUUCUCCUGGAUGUCAGCUACUCACCCCUCCCUGGUCCCCAAGACCCACAACUCCUCAGUGCUCACCCUCACCCCACAGCCCCAGGACCAUGGUGCCAGCCUGACCUGUGAGGUGACCUUGCCUGGUGCCAGAGUGACGACGAGAACCAUCCACCUCAAUGUGUCCUACUCUCCACAGAACUUGACUGUAACUCUCUUCCGAAGAAACAACUCAGCACCCACAGUCCUGGAGAACAGUUCAUCUCUUGAUGUCAUGGAGGGUGAAUACUUGCGUCUGGUCUGUGAAGUCAACAGCAACCCCCCUGCCAGGCUGAGUUGGACACAAAAGAAUCAAAUCCGGAACUCCCCUGAGCCUGGGGUCCUGGAGCUGCCCAGAGUGCAGGUUGGAGAUACAGGGAAACUCACCUGCCAGGCCCAGAACCCUCAGGGCUCCCUGCACCUCUCUGUGAACCUCCUUCUGUCCACAAAAUCAGGGCCCAUGGCAGUGGUGGUGCUGGUGGCCAUUGUGGAAGCUGUUGUCAAGAUCCUGCUCCUCCUCCUCUGCCUCAUGGUCCUCAUGUACCACUUGAGGAAGGUGGCGAGGCCCACACAGGGCAUGGAGAAAGCCAACACUGUCUCAAGUGCCCAGACACCUCCAGAGAUGCUGCUUCAGCUGCUGCUGUCCCUGCUAUGGGCAGGGGCCCUGGCUGAGGAUCCCAGAUUCAUGGUGCAAGUAGAGCCGGUGACGGUGCAGGAGGGCCUGUGUGUCUACGUGCCCUGCAGUGUGUCCUACCCCCAGGAAGGCUGGACUGAGUCUGACCCAGCUUAUGGCUUCUGGUUCCUGGAAGGAGCUAAUAGAAACUACGAUGUUCUAGUGGCCACAAACAAACCAGACUGUAGAGUGCAGGAGGGGACCCAGGGCCGAUUCUUCCUCCUUGGGGAUCCCAGGAACUACAGCUGCUCCCUGCACAUCAGAGACGCCAGGAAGACCAAUGGUGGAUCAUACUUUUUUCGGGUGGAGAGAGGACCUAUGAAAUUUUCUUUCAUCAAGAACAAGCUCACUGUGCAUGUGACAGCCUUCAACCACACACCUGACAUCCUCAUCCCUGGGAACCUGGAGUCUGGCCGCCCCAUGGCCCUGACCUGCUCUGUGCCCUGGGCCUGUGAGCGGGGAACGCCCCCUCUCUUUUCCUGGAGGUCAGCUACUCACCCCUCCCUGGUUCCCAUGACCCACAACUCCUCAGUGCUCACCCUCACCCCACAGCCCCAGGACAAUGAUGCCAGCCUGACCUGUAAGGUGACCUUGCCUGGUGCCAGAGUGACCACGAGAACCAUCCACCUCAAUGUGUCCUACUCUCCACAGAACUUGACUGUAACUCUCUUCCGAGGAAAUGACUCAGCACCCACAGUCCUGGAGGACGGUUCAUCUCUUAAAGUCAUGGAGGGUGAAUACCUGCGUCUGGUCUGUGAAGUUGACAGCAACCCCCCUGCCAGUAUAAGAUGGACACGAAGCAACUGGGUCCUGAGCUCCCCCAAGCCUGGGGUCCUGGAGCUGCCCAGAGUGCAGGUCGGAGAUGCAGGGAAACUCACCUGCCAGGCCCAGAACCCUCAGGGCUCCCUGCACCUCUCUGUAAACCUCCUUCUGCCCAGAAUGCUGGGCUCUUUAUCGGGAGUGACGCUGGGGGCCCUCGCGGGAGCAGGCGUCAGCACUUUGCUCUUCCUGUUCUGCAUCGCUGUCUUCAUAGUGAGGUCCUACAGGAAGAAAGCGUCAAGGGCAAUAGCGGACACGGGGGACACGGGCACGGAGUGCCCAGCUGCCACCACAAGGACAAUCUCGCAGGGUCCCCUGAUUGAACCCGGGCCAGGCAGCCUCACAGACCACCCUCCCCCAGCUCUGGCUGUCUCCUCUGUGGGGGAAACAGGAGAGAUUCAAUAUGCAACUCUGAGAUUUCAACAGAUGAAGCCUAAGAACCCUCAGGAACAGGAGGAGGUGCCUGAAAACGAAUACUCUGAGAUCAAGAUUUCCAAGUGAGAACUGUGGAGGUGUGGCCCUGGCUUGAGGAACACAGCCCCUGCAGGCAAAAAACCAAAAACAAACAAACAAAAAACCCACAAAAAACCCCAGGGGCUGAUUCCUGUAGAAUUAAAAGCCCUCUGGGUGAGGAGUUAGACGUGUAGCGGAAAGAACACUGACUCUGGACCCAAAGAGUUUCGAGUUCAAAUCCAUACUCUGCUCCUUUACCAGAGUCAACCCUGACUCUGUGACAGUCAGACCCUCUGCCUUUCUGUGCUUCCGUUUCCUGCCCUGUGAAAUCAGCUGAGAAGCUUUGCUUGUAAGUGCAUGGUGAGAAUCACAGGAACAGAAUCCUAUCAGAGUGCCCGGCUCAAUAUGUAUGCUGAGUGCCUGGCUGGGUUUCUGGGCUUUGAACAAAAAGUUCCCACUGGGAAUUUCUCCUGACUCUGGAAGUGACCAGCAUUGGUGCCGUGCACACUGAGGUUCCUCCCCCUGGAAUGCCCCACCUGGCCUUCAUCAGCCUGUCUUUGAAAGUGGGGCUCAGGGGGUGAACUUCUGGGUUGAGAUGUGGGUCAAGCAGGAGCUGGUGAUGUUCCCCCAUAAAGACAAACCAAAUGAAUGAGAAAGGUUCCCAAGCUGAUCACACAGCCAUCGGAUGAAUCGAACAACGUGAUCUGAAAACUCGCCUCCACACGUCCAUAGAUUCGGCCAUCGAGGAGCCUCUGUCUCUCUCUGCGUCUGUGUCUCUCCUGCUCUCACUCUCUGCUUCCCUGCUCCUUUCUUUCCUUUCCAUCUUUCCUCUUCUCUCCCUCUUUCUUUCCUUUCCUUUUUCUUUUCUUUCUUCUACUGUAACUGCCAGAGUAAUGAACACAUUUGUUUAUAUACUUUUGGGCACAUCCAUAAAGAUAGUUC
Messenger RNA from Phyllostomus discolor (pale spear-nosed bat), 3597 nucleotides. RefSeq names its product sialic acid-binding Ig-like lectin 8. Gene Ontology annotation, molecular function: sialic acid binding. The transcript has 16 exons. The record is from RefSeq and is a predicted model, not a curated record. Gene Ontology annotation, biological process: cell adhesion. NCBI's taxonomy places the organism in Eukaryota, Metazoa, Chordata, Mammalia, Chiroptera, Phyllostomidae. Bases 1 to 2703 code for a protein of 900 amino acids. Gene Ontology annotation, cellular component: plasma membrane.